CAAAAACCUGUUCCAGUCCUCUCCAUCUCCGUCCCCGUCUCGACGCAGGGUGUCUGUCUUGCUUCGUCGAGGCAGGAGUGUGUUUUCAAACAAGUAAUUUCCCUCUCGCCUGUUCCCACACUUGGUCAACUUCAAUUGCUCUUGUUAUCGGAGGAAAUUGGCCCUUGCACAUUUAUAUCAUAAGUCUUGACCCGCCCCACGUACGAACACACGCGGGCACACACACACACUCACGCACUAAAAGCUAGAGGGGCUAAGAAAGAUAUCUUGAAAUUAAGGGGAAAAAAGGAUAGGGGCUAAGUUUGCGCUUCCAACAGGAACCCUGAAAACCAGUCGAGUCGCUCGUCCGGGACCCAAAUGAACUCGUCGCCGCAAUUCGAUCCAACUGCGAUGUUUGGACUUACUGGAGCCUCCCCCGGGGUGAAUAGUGAUGGCUUCGAUAUCUUCCAAUGGCACCCCCACUAUCAGAAUUGCCAGCGCUACUUCCUCGACCAUGCACAACAUAGUACCACCGUUCAGGCACUUUCAACAUUCUUAAAUAUUCGUCUCCCUUUUCAACGUCAACCGCACCCCGUGUUCAAUUCUUCCACCGAUCACACGCCAACGGCUAGUACCACACCUGCGUCAAUUUCCAAUUCAAAUCCUCCCCCGUCUGUCUCUUUGAUCCCGUAUAUUCGUCGUCUUGUGGCGACGGGGAUGGAUUUCCCGGGUGUACUACAUGGAUUCUUUGGCGACGAUUGGGGGUCUGGUAUUGGAUUUCUGCAUGAACAAGAGCGUCGUAACUAUCUUUUCGCUGCGAAGAGUGGCGGCUGGGCUUGUGUGAAGAAAGACUACGAUAUCUCUCCUUUGGAGACCAUUCCUUUCUUGCGUCCUUUGCAAGGACCGUUGGAUUCAGAGAUUGAAGCGGCCGAGAGGAGCUGGAGUGAAUGGCUUGCGAUGGAAGAUUGGAUGGUUGGACCACGGGCGCCUGACAUCCUUCGCGACUCCUCCUCGCAAAUGUCGCGACCCCGGAGUUCGCGAGGUUGACUUUGAUAUAGCCCUUUUUCUUCAUUCAUAUCUAUCUUUCCUUCCCUUUUUUGGAUAUCCAGCGCAGAGCGAUACUACGGAGUUCUAUGGAAUCAUCGAUAUAGCGAUUCUUCACAUCACGAGAUGACGACCAUACGAUCAUAUAAACUUUGAAGAGCGAUAGGCUUCGUGGCCCUCCU
Messenger RNA from Aspergillus pseudotamarii, 1205 nucleotides. RefSeq lists its product as uncharacterized. Bases 358 to 1026 code for a protein of 222 amino acids. The record is from RefSeq and is a predicted model, not a curated record. NCBI's taxonomy places the organism in Eukaryota, Fungi, Ascomycota, Eurotiomycetes, Eurotiales, Aspergillaceae. The transcript has a single exon.